Cornus florida is the source of this 1645-nucleotide messenger RNA. RefSeq lists its product as uncharacterized. The coding region runs from base 134 to 1531 and encodes 465 amino acids. The transcript is spliced from 2 exons. NCBI's taxonomy places the organism in Eukaryota, Viridiplantae, Streptophyta, Magnoliopsida, Cornales, Cornaceae. The record is from RefSeq and is a predicted model, not a curated record. Gene Ontology annotation, molecular function: protein binding.
GUGCGCGCGCGCGCGUGUGUAAGUCAAGUCGGAGAAUUCAUCGAUUUUCUUUCUGGAUCGCUCGCUCGAUCACUCGCGUCUGUGAUUUUCCGGAGUAGCUAAUUUUUGGUGGGCGGAUAGAGGAGGACGAACGAUGAAGAGCAACUCGGAGAAAAGAGAGGAGAAGAAGCGGAAGGUGUUCAAUUUGUUGUUAAAAAGAAUAAUGGGAAGAAUAAAGGUGAAGAAGAGGUCGAAGAAGGUUGAGACAGGGACGGUAGAGGGACUAUCAGAGUGGUCAGUAUUGAAGUCAGAGGAGAGAAAAAAGUUUCUUUGCGUGUUUUUUAAAUUCGAAGAUGGUCCACUUCUUUAUUCUUUGUAUGCCUAUGUUAUUGCGGCAAGCGAUUUUAUCAAUGUUCCUAAUCCACCACCACCCUCUCCUGCCGUGACAAUACUAGAGAUGCCCCGUCAUGAAAAAUUCCCUAUCGGGAUGGCCUGCGUGGAGUUGGGUUCUCGAAUUUACUUUGUUGGAGGUCAGUGCCAGUUGGAGGAUGGAUAUUAUGCCUCAAAGAAGGUUUAUUACUUGGAUUUCAACACCUUUAGAAAUAAACUGACCUCUACUACUAGUAGUAGUGGUAGUCUAAUCAAUUGUGAUGAAUUAUCAGAAUGCCCCAAUAUGAAUGGGGGUAAGUGUAAUCCGGUUGUUAUGACUGCGAAUGGUAAAUUAUAUGUCUUAACUAGCCUCAUUGGUGGGGAUUUGAAUACCAGAACUUUGGGUUCCCCUCCUGAUUUUAAUGUCACUGACUGGACUUUGAUUGCUUUUUAUGGUUCUGAAUGGAAAAGUUGUGCAUUCGAAGUCUAUGAUCCCGUGAUGGAUGAAUGGACCAUACUGCCUCUGCCCACUUCAUAUUCUUCUCCAAAACAUAUACUUCCUGCUUAUUGUCAUGGGCAUGCCGUCAUCCAUGACAAGAUCUUCUUCUGUAACUGGGGUGACAUCAUUUCUACUUUUGAUUUGAAAACUCAUAAAUGGAAAUUCUUCGAUGCCAAAACCAUUGCAAAGACACAGGCACAGACUUGUGACGAUGCCUUUGCACGUUCGUUGGUGGAUAAUCCCGUGAGUGGAUGUGGCCUCGUUCUCAAUGAUACCUUAUAUGGCUUUUCACCAAGUAGAGGAGGGGUCUGUACCUUUUGUGCAUAUCAUAUCCCUGACAACCUUGGAGAUGCAUUUAUAUCUCGUGCUUCACUCAAAUUGACAGAUUCAUACCAAUUGAACAGGGACUCCAAAUCAGGCUUAGUUGCUGUGCAGGCUGGUUUCUUUUAUUUAGGAAAUGACAACUUCUGUUCAGUUUUUCGUGAGACUCCAGAAAUCAAGUAUACUGAACAAGAAGAUGAGGACCCUCACGAGGCUUCUGAAGUUUACUUCGUAGUGUUUCAAAUUGUCAAAGAAAGAACUUGCAGUGGAGAUAUCUGUUGGCCUAUCAAUCAAUCAAGGCCCUGCAAAGUCCAGGGAAUCAAUGCUGAUUUGGGCUCAAUUUUAGAUUUCUUCACACUGUAGAUGUUGCUGGUCUUGUAUCUGUCACUUUCUCCCUCUUGUUGUCUGUUUGCUUUUCUGCUGGCAUUAUGGACCUUUUUACUUGAAUAUUAAGUUUCUAUAUUUGACUUUUGGAUA